This is a messenger RNA of Monopterus albus (swamp eel), 3192 nucleotides long. RefSeq names its product sema domain, immunoglobulin domain (Ig), short basic domain, secreted, (semaphorin) 3Fa (gene sema3fa). The coding region runs from base 419 to 2788 and encodes 789 amino acids. Gene Ontology annotation, molecular function: chemorepellent activity; semaphorin receptor binding. Gene Ontology annotation, biological process: positive regulation of cell migration; axon guidance; semaphorin-plexin signaling pathway. NCBI's taxonomy places the organism in Eukaryota, Metazoa, Chordata, Actinopteri, Synbranchiformes, Synbranchidae. The transcript has 19 exons. Gene Ontology annotation, cellular component: plasma membrane. The record is from RefSeq and is a predicted model, not a curated record.
GUCCACUGUCGGGAGACCUCCGUCUAUCCACCUGCAGAAGGCGCUUACCCGCACUACACGCUUGAGCGUCGCUGCGCACGAGUGAAUCUCCCCUCCGCCACUAAUCUCCAGGAGAACUCUUUGUUUCUAACCUCCCUCCGGGGAAAUACAGAAUCGGUUAAUGCGAUUUAGAGAUCACCUGACGUUGAAGCGGCUGCCGCAAGUUAAUGUAAAUCCAAGCUUUGUUUGGCUCUGGGAUAACCGUGCAGAUAUCUGCGGCGGAUAGACGGACACUAGUGCACUAGUGCGUGCGGAUAGGGGUGCUGAAAUGAUCUGGGUGGAUGGUUUUAAAUGUUGACCAGUUUUUCCACAAUACUCACCGGACUUUAACCAGAAGCUCCUGGAUUCUCCAUCUCCCCUGUUAACAAACAGAGGGACCAUGUUGUGGGACAAACUUUGCUGGCUGCUGGCCCUGCUGGCCUCAUCAUCCGGGGGGUUUCCCCCUUCCAGUGAGCCCCUCUCUGCUCCAAGGAUCUUUCUGUCCUUCAAAGAGUUAAAGUCUACGGGCACCGCUCACCACUUCUCCUUUUUGCUGAACUCAACCGACUAUCGGAUCCUUCUCAUGGAUGAGGACCAUGACCGAAUGUAUGUGGGCAGCAAAGAUUAUAUCCUCUCUCUGGAUCUCCAUGAUAUCAACAAGGAGCCACUGAUAAUCCACUGGCCUGUUGCUCUUCAGAGGAAGACUGAAUGUAUCUUGUCAGGGAAAGAUACCAAUGGGGAAUGUGGAAACUUCAUCCGUCUGAUUGAGCCAUGGAACCGGACCCACCUGUAUGUGUGUGGAACAGGGGCGUACAACCCCAUCUGCACCUAUGUGGACCGAGGACGUAGGUCACAGGGUUCCCUCUAUCUACAAGCAUCCCAAUCUGGAGUGAGAACAAGUCGGGCAGCAGACUACAGCACUACAUCAGAGCCUUUGGAGGCAAAGGAAUACAUUUUCCGUCUUGAACCUGGAAAAGUGGAUUCUGGGAAAGGAAAAUGUCCUUAUGACCCCAAACUCAACAGCGUCUCUGCUUUGAUUAACGGAGAGCUAUACGCAGGAGUCUACAUUGAUUUCAUGGGAACAGACUCGGCUAUCUUCCGUACGCUUGGGAAACAGACAGCCAUGAGGACCGAUCAGUACAACUCCAGAUGGUUAAAUGAUCCCACAUUUGUGCAUGCACACCUUAUCCCAGACAGUGCUGAGAAGAAUGAUGACAAGCUCUACUUUUUCUUCCGUGAGAAAGCAUCUGAGAUGGGCCAGAGUCCCAUGACUCAGUCCAGGAUAGGACGGAUUUGCCUGAAUGAUGACGGUGGCCACUGCUGUCUGGUAAACAAGUGGAGCACAUUUCUGAAGGCUCGACUCAUCUGCUCGGUGCCUGGAGCUGACGGCAUUGAGACGCACUUUGAUGAACUAAGGGAUGUGUAUAUUCAACCAACUCAAGACACCAAAAAUCCUGUCAUCUAUGGAGUUUUCUCGGUUUCAGGAUCUGUCUUUAAAGGCUCAGCAGUGUGCGUCUACUCCAUGGCUGACAUUCGUAUGGUCUUCAAUGGGCCUUUUGCCCACAAGGAAGGGCCCAACUACCAGUGGGUGGCGUACACUGGGAAGAUUCCCUAUCCACGACCAGGCACUUGUCCUGGAGGCACUUUCACCCCCAACAUGAAAUCCACAAAGGAUUACCCAGAUGAGGUUAUCAACUUCAUGAGAAACCACCCCACCAUGCACAAUGCUGUAUACCCGGUGCACAAGCGCCCCCUAGUGGUUAGAACCAACGUAGACUAUGAGUUCACCACCAUUGCCGUGGACCAGGUGACAGCUGCUGAUGGGAGCUAUGAGGUGCUCUUCUUGGGCACAGAUCGGGGUACAGUUCAGAAGGUCAUCGUCCUGCCUAGAGACGACUUGCAGACAGAGGAGCUGGUCUUAGAGGAAGUGGAGGUCUUCAAGGUUCCUACACCAAUUACCACAAUGAAGAUUUCAUCCAAACGGCAACAGCUAUAUGUUGGAUCCGUCUUGGGUGUGACCCAUCUGGCUCUCCAUCGUUGUGAUGUGUAUGGGGAGGCUUGUGCUGACUGUUGUCUGGCCAGAGACCCAUACUGUGCCUGGGAUGGCAAAUCCUGCUCCAGAUACUCAGCCUCACAGAAGAGACGUAGUCGUCGGCAAGAUGUAAAAUAUGGCAACCCAAUCCGCCAGUGCAGAGGCUAUAACUCCAAUGCCAACAAGAACACCCUGGAGACAGUUCAGUAUGGGGUUGAGGGGAGCACGACAUUUCUGGAGUGCCAGGCCAGGUCUCCUCAUGUGUCACUCAAGUGGCACCUGCAGAAGGAAAACAGUGACAGGAGGAAAGAGAUACGCUCAGAGGGCCGCAUGCUGAGAACAGAACAAGGGCUUCUGAUCCGCUCACUGCAGUCCUCGGACAGCGGCAUCUACCAGUGCACGUCCACAGAGAAAAAUUUCAAACACAUGCUGGUCAAACUGCAGCUUGUUGUCCUCUCCAGCCGCACAGUCAACAACGUGCUGGUGGAGACAGGCAGCCCAGCCCUCACUCCACUCCAGUCCAGUGCCUGGACUCCGAGUGCUGGCCAGUAUAAGGACCUGCUAACCAUCCUGAGCCAACCGGAGAUGGGCCUGAUCAAUCAAUACUGCCAGGAUUACUGGCAGCUUGGAGACAGCAGCCUCGGGGACAAAGCCAAAAGCCUGAAGGAGCUGAAAGAACAGAAGAAGCCUCGCAACCGUCGGCAUCACGAUGAGCAAACACCUCCAGCUGAGACAUGAGCAGGACCCUAACCUUUUCACACAACCUCCCAGACACUGCAACCCUUCAUUUAGGGGAAUGACUCCAGUCAAAAGAUACAAAAAACAUCAAAUUAUCAUAAUUAACAAGACAGACACUACAACCAAGAGCAACGGCAUCAAACUGUUUUUUUAUGCAACUGUUGGAAAAAUAUACACAAUAUUUAUUGUAGGUUGUAAAAAGUAAUUCUUUGUACCUAUCUAGAAAACAUGUUUUUUGUGAAUAGGUAAAUCUGUGCAAAUAUUGUUGUUAUAAUAUUACUGUUAGUGUUAUUUGUUUAUUAAAAUGUGUUAUUAUGUUGAUAAUAUCUUUAUGUUUGGUGUUGUUGAGACACAGCAACAAUAGCCCAGGACACUGGGAGUAUCCACGCAGGGACAAGGACCAA